Molecule: messenger RNA, 6070 nt
Organism: Equus caballus (horse)
Lineage: Eukaryota; Metazoa; Chordata; Mammalia; Perissodactyla; Equidae
Source: RefSeq, a predicted model, not a curated record
UUUAAAAGCCCGGCCGCUGGGCGCCGGGGGCUCCCAGGACCCGCGCGCCGCCUCACCUGUCUGAACCGCCAGCCGCCAUGCUCUCCGUCCGCGUCCCGCUCGCCACCAUCGCGGACUCGCAGCAGCAGCAGCUGCAGCUCUCGCCCAUGAAGGGGCUCAGCCUGGCGGACAAGGAGAACACGCCCCCGGCCCUCAGCGGGGCCCGCGUGCUGGCCAGCAAGACCGCGAGGAGGAUCUUCCAGGACCCCGGCGAGCCGAAGACGAAGGUGCCUGCCCCCAGCGUGGAGGAUGAGCCGCUGCUGAGAGAAAACCCUCGCCGCUUUGUCAUCUUCCCCAUCGAAUACCAUGAUAUUUGGCAGAUGUAUAAGAAAGCUGAGGCUUCCUUUUGGACAGCUGAGGAGGUGGACCUCUCCAAGGACAUCCAGCACUGGGAGGCCCUGAAGCCCGAGGAGAGAUACUUCAUAUCACACGUUCUGGCCUUCUUCGCAGCCAGUGACGGCAUAGUCAAUGAGAACUUGGUGGAGCGCUUUAGCCAAGAAGUUCAGAUUACAGAAGCCCGCUGUUUCUAUGGCUUCCAAAUCGCCAUGGAAAACAUACAUUCUGAAAUGUACAGUCUCCUCAUUGACACUUACAUUAAAGAUUCCAAAGAAAGGGAAUUUCUCUUCAAUGCCAUUGAGACGAUGCCUUGUGUGAAGAAGAAAGCAGACUGGGCCUUGCGGUGGAUUGGGGACAAAGAGGCUACCUAUGGAGAACGGGUUGUAGCCUUUGCCGCAGUGGAAGGAAUCUUUUUUUCUGGCUCUUUUGCAUCCAUAUUCUGGCUCAAGAAACGAGGACUGAUGCCCGGCCUCACAUUUUCCAAUGAACUUAUUAGCAGAGAUGAGGGUUUACACUGCGACUUUGCCUGCCUGAUGUUCAAACACUUGGUGCACAAACCUUCGGAGCAGAGAGUAAAAGAGAUAAUUAUCAAUGCUGUUAGGAUAGAACAGGAGUUCCUGACGGAGGCCCUGCCAGUGAGGCUCAUUGGGAUGAACUGUGCUUUAAUGAAGCAGUACAUUGAAUUCGUGGCAGACAGACUUCUGCUGGAGCUGGGUUUUAACAAGGUGCCGGAGCCGGGGAAGCACAGGGCCGAUGAAGCCAGGGCCUGUGGAGACUGCGCACUGACGGGGAGACGGCAAACCAACUAACCAGUGUGCGGUGUCAGUUGGGAUGCGGUGGAAGCAGUCUUGCUCAGAGGCUGUUGCGACUCACCGUGCAGGGAAAGUGUUUCCUUUCCGCCUCAGUACUUCUGAUCCUCGUUUGGCUGGCCGCAGCCGCUGAGCCAUGAACCACUGGGCCUAGCCUGAGUGAUGCCAUCCCCCCUCUUUCCAGUCUUCUCCAGCACAUGGGUUUCCUCCAGGACACAGCGAAGAGUUCUCUCAGAGCCGGAAUCCCCCAACUGAGGAAGUGACACUGAGCCAGGGUUACGUGACUCCCAUGGUACCUCCAGGGCGGUGUAAUUAUGUUGAAGUGCCCUCAUACAUGACACGGAGGCCUGGAUGUCCCUGGACCAACUCAGCAGAGAAGACUGAGAAACGCUCUGCAGGAGACGAGUUCUGGUUUUUGCAGCAUAGACAGUAAAAGACGAAAAGGCCAGUGUGAUGAGGGGUGGGCCCGGCUGCGGGCUCUGGGCUGUGGGUGGAGGCCAGGGUGCUCCCAGGAGAGGGCAUUCUGACACUGGUGGGGCCUGCUGCUGCUUUUAAGUCGGCUGGCACGGCCCCAGUGCCAGCUUCCCUUUCCUAGUUCCCUGGACGUCCACCAGCUCCUGAACGCUCUGUGUGAAUGAACUUGAAGUUCAAGCUUUCUGAGCUCGAAGGACAGCUGAGUUUCACACCUGGAUUUCUGAGGGUGGAAGCAGGAGCCCAAAAGCUGAGGCCCGGGAGGAUGCAGCCCCGGGGAUCUGAAGGAGUCCUGGAGAGGCUGUGAACGAGGAGGUAGGGAGACGGGAGGCAGUUUGUCCCAGCUCCUGAGUCCUAGGAGGCCUUGGCUGACAUCCAGUUUACAGAGACUGAGGGGGCCCCACCUGCUAACUGUAAUUCAAAUUCUGGUACCCAAGCGAGCCAGACUAGAGGAGCGGCCCCAGCCCUGCCCUGAGGCUCUGCCCAGCUCUCCCCUACUCUGACAGGGAGCUCCACCCUGGCUCCUGCCACGAAGGCCAGCUCAGGGGAGCGCCCUGAGACCCGGGCUUAGCCGAACUUUCCGGAGGGAAGGGAUGCCAGCAGCCUUUCUCUGCAGGCUCCCCGGCUCUAAGGAAACCCCCAGACUCCCCAGCUGUGAGCUCCUGUGCCUGCCAGGAACCCUUGUCACUCUUUCCACCUUCUAGAAUGACCUAUUUGCAAUUUCCCCAAUUAACUGUCACAUUUCCUCCUUGGCUGGAACCUGGAGUUUGUUUUUGAGUCUGAGCAGGUGGCUGGAGACACAGAACAUAAAUAUAUCAUGAUGUGGGAAUUGGCUUGCUUAUCAUGGAAACAAAUAUCCUCUCUCCUGAGAAGGGGUCUCUGGGCCAGAUUGCUGAAUAAUCCCUUCGCUGGCUUGGAUCUCCGCAGGUGGGGGAACUAGGCGGCCCCCAGCCCAGACUGUGGGCGCUGGAAUCAGGGGAUUUCAGGAUGAGUCACUGAUGCUGGAAGGGGGAGCUGGAUUGGCUGUGUAGUCAGUCUUGUUUUCCUGUCUAGUGUGAGUGUGUGUGAGAGAGAGAGAGGGAGUGAGGGAGAGAGAGAGGUUGAUGCCAAGGAGAUGCCUGCCUCGCUCAUUGGCUCAGCUGCCCUUGGUGGCUGCAGUCAUUUUGGGCCUGUAAUGGGGACAGACACAGGCCCCGGCUGCGAGGUGGGUCAUGUGAGGCCCGGGUUUCUCUCUGUCCCCUCCCUGCUCCUUCGCUCCAACAGCCUUCCUCCUGGAAGAAAUCCUGAGGCUCCCACCUGCCUCCGAGCAGCAGAGAGAGCAGAGACUGCUCCCUCCCAGCCACAGCCCCUUAACAGCACAGGAGAUGAACGCCUGAUUAGAAGUCAGACGCCAGAAGGAGGGUUGUUCUAAAAUACCAGUGCAAAGGAGGGGCCAGGAAAGGCAGCAUCUGUUAAAGAGUCCCCUAGGCAGGGGCCAGCACCUCGGGGCUGCAGGCAGCUCGGAGAUCCGGGGCCAGGCCUCAUCAGGCAAAAAGAGGUCAUCUAGAGGCCCCACCGCCAUGAGCAGACACAGGUGGAGACUCUUUUGAUGGGUGGCAGGGCCCGCGCAGACCCCAGGCAGCGAGUCUGCUGCGGGGCCGCCUGGCAUCAACCCAUACCCGCUCUGCUGCUUCUGUGCAGCCUGACCCAGCGUCCUCCCAGGUGACCUUUGUCCUAUCCCUCCCCGGGGCUGUUGAAGGGACUAAAUGAGAUAAUGUGGAAUAGAGUUCGGGAAAGGGAAAAACAGCCCCCCAGUAACGACCUUCACGCAGUCACGGGGAAGAGGCACCGAAGCGGGAGAGGGGCCAGCCGUGCGGGCAACUCUGCACCGAGAAGCCAUGGUCCGUCUGCUCCGUCCCAUCUCCUGACAGCCGUCGGGCCUCCAGAGUCUCGCCUCCAGUCUAGCCAAGGCCUCUCCUGGCCUUCCUGCACUUGCUCAUAAACAGAGGCCUGAGCGUGAAAGAGGCAGGCGCUGGUGGGGUGUACAGUCCAGUGGGCGCCAAGGCUCUCAAGGUGACCUGCAAAGCUGAAAGGGCUUUAGUGAAGUCAUGAUUCGGGGAGUCGCAGAGGAGCUGUCCUGGGCGUUGGGUCAGGACCAGGGACUGGAGACGUCCCUGGAUGACAUUCUCCUUUCAUGAGGGACAGAGCAGGUCAGCCGGUCAGCUGGGCAGAGAAAGGAACAGUCACGGACACUUCCACAGGGCCAACAUCCCUCAAAUAGUUUUUCAAUAAGAAAUAUUGAGUGUCAGCUGUGUGUCAGACGCUGUCUGGACAGAAACCCGGUCUUGUGGUGUUAGGAGGAAAGGAGAGCACAGGGAGCCGGCUGUGGGGGCACCUGCACCCCGGGGGCCGGGGUCUGGGAGGGCUCAGGAGAAAGGUCUGCUUCAGGGAUGUCUAAAGACUUGGGAAGAAAACCUGGUGGGGAGUGCAGGGGGAUGCUGCUCCAGGCUGAGGCACCCCCAUUGGCCAAGGCCCAAAGAUGAGAGGUACCACAGCUCCUUUGAGGGAUUUUAGCAUGAAUUUAGCUAAAUGUGUUUUCACAUGAAUAUACCGAGUGGGGGGGACGUGGCGAGUUCACAGGGCAUGGGUUUGGGAGUCAGACAAACCUGGGUUGGGUCUUGACCCAACCCCUCACUGGCCACAUGACACCAGACAAGUUACUCACAGUUUCUCUAAACAGGGAGUGCUGAUCCCUCCCUCACGCCAUUCUGGGGAGGGCUAAGGGGGUGAUGGAGGUGAGGGCAGCACUGUGCUGGCGCCAUGCCACCCUCCUCCAUGCUGCUUCCCUCUCCCUUCCACCAUCUCCAGCUGGAGGACCCGGGGCAGGCGGCGACCACAAGGCUGAGCGAGGCUCUCCAUUCUCUACUUAUCAAAGAUUUAUGGGAAUCCGGCUCAGCUCAGAGCUCGGGGAAGGCACAAUGAAUGCCCUUUUGUUUUUAGCUCAAUUUUGUGAGCAGAAUGCUCCUGGGGCCGAUAGAUUUUUCCCAGUAAUGAAAUUGUAAAAAGAAUUGAGUUAUGCCUCUCUGGCUCUAAAGGACAGUCCGGGCCCUUCCCCAGUCCACCCUGUGUCUCCAGCAGACACUCACUUCCUGUGCUUUCUCAGGCCCCUUCCCCUCUUCCUUCUGACAAGGCCUCUAGACUAUGAUCCCCUGAAGGAGAGGGGCUUGGGGUGUGCACUUCAUUAUUGCACUCAGCGCUGGAGACAUAGUUUGUGAAAUAAAAUGUGGGGACCCUUGCUCGAAACUGUUAACAAGAAUUUCAACAUGGCGACAGCACAGCGUGAAACCAAGCCUGGGCCCUGGCGACCGGCCUCCCGUAGUGCCUGGCAGGUUUCAUUCGGGAAACGCCUGGUGAAUGAAGGACUGAGUCUCCUUGCCCCUCUCCCUUGCCUGCCCCUCUCGUCCCCCCAUCCUCCUGUCUCCCUCCUCCUCAUGGCGCUCGCUGGCUGCUUCAAGCCCUGCUGUGCUACUUGCUGCUGUUAAGUCCUGAGUCAAGUGACUGAGACUGUCUGUGCUCAGUUUCCUCAUCUGCAGAACGGGACAGCAACAGCAGCAGCCCCUCCCCUUUGGGGCAGCGGGGGCUCCCUGGACGGCCUGGGUCACAGAAGCAUCUAGAGGUGCUGCCUAUGAUUCGUGUUCUUUCUCCUCUCUCUUCUCUCUCUCCUUUCAUCUCCUUCCUUGAUUUUGUUCCCCUUUUCUCGGUCCCCUUCCUCCCCCACCACAGCCCCCACCCCCAACAUGCGCGAUAGUGGCUAAUGCUGACCUGCUCUUGCUACUGAAAAUCUAAUGCCGGGGCUCAGCAAGUCGCCGGGGAGCAGCCUGGGCAGGUGCAAGGGGAGGCCCAGCUCCAGCUCUCCACUCUGAAGCCCCCACCUACGCCUCCUCCCCCAGGGCAGGCCCCUCAGUGGAUAGGAGCAGCCCUGCUCACCACCCCUAGGCUCAGGCCUCUGGGGCACCUUGGAGCCUCACCCAGAGUUGGCUCUCAUGCCUCAGGCAGAGAAAGAGAGCCAGGAGGGAGGCAAUGGAGGACCUCUGAGUGCCCUGCUGUGGGAGGAGGGAGGUGAUGGAGGCCCCUCUGUGGGAGGAGGGAGGUGAUGGAGGCCCCCCUUAGGUAGGAGGGAGGUGAUGGAGGCCCCUCUGUGGGAGGAGGGAGGUGAUGGAGGCCCCCCUUAGGUAGGAGGGAAGUGAGGAGGCCCCCCGAGUGCCCCCCUGUGGGAGGAGGGAGGUUUGUGAGGACACAGAGAGAAGGUGGCCAGCUGUCUGCAAGCCGGGAAGACAGCUCUCACCGGAAACCAAACCCUAUCAGAACCGCAAUGUUGGACUUCCAGCCUCCGGAACUGUGAGAAAUAAAUGUCUGCUGUUUAAACCCCCAUCUGU